UCUCGCACAGAGUUCUAUAUAUAAAUUGCCGGCUACACGAGCGUCCCAAGCCAGUUUUGUGUACGUAAUCAGCGGAUAAAUAUCGUUGGUAUCCAACAACUCUUUUUUUUCGUGUAUAGUGAUUGUUUGGCCGUGUUUUAUAAAAGUUACAGUAAUCCCGAAUCGUAGAAAAUGACUAUCGAUUUUUACUACUUACCUGGAUCUGCUCCGUGCCGCGCUGUUUUGAUGACAGCCAAAGCUGUUGGAGUGGAACUUAACUUGAAACUCGUCAAUCUAAUGGCUGGAGAACAACUAAAGCCUGAAUUUCUAAAGAUUAAUCCCCAACAUACAAUUCCGACCAUGGUUGAUGGUGACUUAAAUUUAUGGGAAUCUCGUGCCAUUAUGGCAUAUUUGGUGGAAAAGUAUGGCAAAACCGAUUCCCUUUAUCCGAAAGAUCCAACCAAACGUGCUGUUGUCAAUCAACGCAUGUACUUCGACAUGGGAACGCUGUACGAUCGUUUCGCCACUUACUACUAUCCGCAAAUCUUUGCCAAGGCACCAGCGAAUCCGGAAAACUUCAAGAAAAUGGAAGAAGCCGUUGAAUUCUUGAACAUAUUCUUGGACGGACAAACAUAUUCGGCUGGGGAAUCGUUGACAUUGGCCGAUAUCACAUUGGUUGCCACCAUUUCGUCGUAUGAUCUAGCUGGUUUCGAUCUGAGCAAGUAUCCGAACGUUGAGAAGUGGUAUGCUAAGUGCAAGGCAACAACACCGGGAUAUGAUCUAAAUGAAGCUGGUCUUGCCGAGUUCAAGAAAUUCUUUUCUCAUUAAAUAGUUAGUUUUUAGAUUGUGUGGCACAAUAACACAUUGUAUUUGAUUUUGCAUUUCAAUUAAAAUAGCACUCAUUCUAUAUGUGAGAACAAG
Molecule: messenger RNA, 900 nt
Organism: Bradysia coprophila
Lineage: Eukaryota; Metazoa; Arthropoda; Insecta; Diptera; Sciaridae
Product: glutathione S-transferase 1-1-like
Biological process (GO): glutathione metabolic process
Molecular function (GO): glutathione transferase activity
Source: RefSeq, a predicted model, not a curated record